UCGCCGCCGUCAUGGCGCUGUCGCCCUACGUGCAGGCCAUGCAGGAGCUGUUCCGCGCCAACACGCGGAGCCGCGAAUUCCCGGCCCACGGCGCCAAGGUGCAUUCGGUGGCCUGGAGCUGCUGCGGGCGCCGCCUAGCCUCCGGCUCCUUCGACAAGACCGCCAGCGUCUUCCUCCUCGAGAAAGAUCGGCUGGUGAAGGAGAACAACUACCGGGGCCACGGGGACAGUGUGGAUCAACUCUGCUGGCACCCCAGCAACCCUGACCUCUUUGUCACAGCAUCUGGGGACAAAACCAUCCGCAUCUGGGACGUCCGCACCACAAAGUGCAUCGCCACUGUCAAUACCAAAGGGGAGAACAUCAACAUCUGUUGGAGCCCUGAUGGACAGACCAUCGCAGUGGGGAACAAGGAUGAUGUGGUCACUUUCAUUGAUGCUAAGACGCAUCGCUCCAAAGCUGAGGAACAGUUCAAGUUUGAGGUGAAUGAGAUCUCCUGGAACAAUGAUAACAACAUGUUCUUCCUCACUAAUGGGAAUGGCUGCAUCAACAUCCUCAGCUACCCAGAGCUGAAGCCCAUUCAGUCCAUCAAUGCUCAUCCUUCAAACUGCAUCUGCAUCAAGUUUGAUCCCAUGGGGAAGUACUUUGCCACAGGCAGUGCUGAUGCGUUAGUCAGCCUCUGGGAUGUGGAUGAACUGGUGUGUGUGAGGUGCUUCUCAAGGCUUGACUGGCCUGUGCGAACGCUGAGCUUUAGCCACGAUGGGAAGAUGCUGGCAUCAGCAUCAGAAGAUCACUUCAUUGACAUUGCAGAGGUGGAGACAGGAGAGAAGCUCUGGGAGGUGCAGUGCGAGUCCCCCACGUUCACAGUGGCCUGGCACCCGAAGAGGCCACUGCUGGCCUUCGCCUGUGAUGACAAAGAUGGCAAAUACGACAGCAGCCGGGAAGCAGGCACCGUCAAGCUCUUUGGGCUCCCCAAUGACUCCUAAUGAAACCACACUGAGGGAGGCAACGCUUCCCUGCUCUCGGGGAUGGGAUAGUGCUUAGUAUAGGACAGGGUAAGGAGAUGGCUCCCCUCUUUGCCUGCCUGGCAGUGGUGUGACCUUUGGCUCAGCUGGGUGUGUACUGUUCUCGGAACAUUUAUAAAAGAACCGGCUUGUGUGCUGGGGAGGAUGGGAGGCGAUGCUAGCAGAGCCCCUCUCGCUGUCUCAGGGCUGCCACCGCCUCCUCUCUGGGGCAUGGGGAGCUUGUUCCAAAGGCAAGUGGCCAAAGAAAGUCAGUCACUGAAGGUCACUGCUAAGGAGCCUCUUGAGAGAGGAGCUCCAGGCUCCCCAGCAGUGAUAAGUUGUGUGACUGUCCCCUUCUGCCCAACAGCCUGAUGGCAAGGGCAGCCCUGGGAGCACAGCCUGUCCCUUCCCCUCCCAGACACCCUGUGUUCCGUCCCCUCACUGGGGCAGCAAGGUGAGGGUGAGGGGAUACGAGCUGGGGGAUGUUUCCCCAGCUGGGGCUUUUCUUGGUUUUUUAUAUGUGUGGUGUUUUUUUUUUUUUUUAAUUUUGAUAAAUCCUCUUCUGUAACAAA
Messenger RNA from Phalacrocorax carbo (great cormorant), 1573 nucleotides. Lineage: Eukaryota; Metazoa; Chordata; Aves; Suliformes; Phalacrocoracidae. The record is from RefSeq and is a predicted model, not a curated record.